Molecule: messenger RNA, 852 nt
Organism: Penicillium chermesinum
Lineage: Eukaryota; Fungi; Ascomycota; Eurotiomycetes; Eurotiales; Aspergillaceae
Product: COG1/VPS51 family protein
Exons: 2
Coding region: 1-852 (283 amino acids)
Biological process (GO): Golgi organization; retrograde transport, endosome to Golgi; lysosomal transport
Cellular component (GO): membrane; GARP complex; EARP complex
Source: RefSeq, a predicted model, not a curated record
AUGUCCACCAUUUCCUCGCCACGACCGUCAAUUGCCUCGUCCCGUGCUCGGUCACCCACACCGGCCUCAUCCAGGCCGUCUCUGGAUGCGUUGAACACCAACGUUGGGGGGGCUCAGCACCUCCUCCACUCCCUCCACCGCACGCGCGCUCUCCGGGACUACUAUAAUCUCAAGCCGCCGGGUGCAGACUCGCCGGCUACAGAUCGUCGGUCACGGAGUGUGCCACGAACUACGGACGCUGGUGAUAUAUCGAACCCUACGAGCCUUCCGUUAGGAACCGAACUUGACAAUGCCGAUUUCGAUCCCCAGCGGUAUGUCGAUCACCUCCUGUCUACAUCCUCGCUGUCUACGAUUUUAAAGGCCGAGAACACACUUGUGGGAGAUAUCCGUACCCUCGACGGAGAGCGCAAAGCUCUGGUGUACGAUAAUUAUUCGAAGUUGAUUCGGGCCGUAGAGACAAUUGGGAAGAUGCGCCGGAGCAUGGACGAGCGUGGCGCGCCGUUGACCAUGACAAAGACUCUUGGUCCGGCGAUUUCUUUCGUCGCGGAGACUGCUGGCAGUCUCAUCAAAGAAGGAGAGGAGCAACGGAAGCGAAUAAAGGAGGCUCAAUGCGACGACGCGGAGUCGAAGAAACAAGCUGAGAAGGACACUGUGAGGUGGGUGCUCGCGGCACCCGACAGGCUGCAGAAGCUCAUCUCUGAAGAGCGGACGGAGGACGCGGAGAAAGACUGGAAUGAUGUCAGAAGGUUACUUGACGCAUGGAGUCAGGUCAAAGGUGUUGCAGAGGUUCGCUCGGCCUGCGAGAAAGUCAUGAACAAGAACGACCGGGAGGAGCCGGAGGUUCAAAUAUGA